Molecule: messenger RNA, 1994 nt
Organism: Lacerta agilis (Sand lizard)
Lineage: Eukaryota; Metazoa; Chordata; Lepidosauria; Squamata; Lacertidae
Gene: MEN1
Product: menin 1
Exons: 10
Coding region: 129-1913 (594 amino acids)
Biological process (GO): negative regulation of cell cycle; negative regulation of cell population proliferation; regulation of transcription by RNA polymerase II
Cellular component (GO): chromatin; nucleus; histone methyltransferase complex
Molecular function (GO): Y-form DNA binding; transcription cis-regulatory region binding; chromatin binding
Source: RefSeq, a predicted model, not a curated record
CGGAGGGGGCGUGUUGGGAAGGCGCCGUUCUGCAUGUAGCCCCGCCAUCGGCUCCCCACCUGCGAGGAUCCUGGUGCAGCAGAGGAGCAACUGCAAAUUGCAACUGCCUUGGGCGUGCCCCCUUGGCCAUGGGGCUGAAGGGUGCUCAGAAGGCUCUCUUCCCCCUGCGCUCUGUCUCGGAUGUGGUCCGCCUCUUUGAGCUGGAGCUUCGCCGGGAGCAGCCCGACCUGGUGCUGCUUUCGCUCGUCUUGGGCUUCGUGGAGCAUUUCCUGGCCGUCAACCGCGUCUUGCCCACCAACGUGCCGGGCAUCAGUUUCGAGCCUGCCCAAGGUCCCGACAGCCUGACCUACUUCCCGGUGGCUGACCUGAGCAUCAUCGGGGCCCUGCACGCCCGUUUCACUGCCCAAAUCCGCGGAGCCGUGGAUCUCUCGCUCUACCCACGGCCAGAGGGCUACUCUUCCCGGGAGCUUGUCAAGAAAGUUUCCGAUGUCAUCUGGAACAGCUUGAGCCGCUCCUACUUCAAGGAUCGGGCCCACAUCCAGUCACUGUUCAGCUUCAUCACAGGCACCAAACUAGACAGCUCUGGGGUGGCUUUUGCAGUUGUGGGGGCCUGCCAGGUCCUAGGACUUCUGGACGUUCAUCUGGCGCUCUCUGAGGACCACGCCUGGGUGGUGUUCGGCAAGGAUGGGGAGCAGACCGCGGAGGUGACAUGGCACGGCAAAGGAAAUGAGGACCGGCGUGGGCAAACAGUCAACUCUGGGGUGGCAGAACGGAGCUGGCUGUACCUGAAGGGCUCCUACCUGUGCUGCACCCGCCAGAUGGAGGUGGCCUUCAUGGUGUGUGCCAUCAACCCUUCCAUCGACUUGCACUCGGAUAGCCUGGAGUUGCUGCAGUUGCAACAGAAGCUGCUGUGGGUUCUCUAUGACUUGGGCCACCUGGAGAAGUACCCAAUGGCCCUGGGGAAUUUGGCAGAUCUUGAGGAGCUGGAGCCCACCCCUGGCCGCCCAGACCCCCUCUUCAUUUACCAUCAGGGAAUCAACUCAGCCAAGCAGUACUACCACAACGAGCACAUCUAUCCCUACAUGUACCUGGCAGGCUAUCACUGCCGCAACAAAAACGUCAAGGAAGCACUGGAAGCCUGGGCUGAUUCAGCCACCGUGAUCCAAGAUUAUAACUACUGUCGAGAAGAUGAAGAGAUCUACAAGGAAUUUUUUGAUGUGGCCAACGACGUGAUUCCCAACUUGCUAAAAGAGGUGGCCAGCCUUGCUGACUCAGCUGAGGAGAAGGGGGCCGGCGAGAGGGGAGAGGCUUCGCCAUCGCAAGGAGGCGGCGGCUCGGCCCUGCAGGACCCGGAGUGCUUUGCCCACCUCCUUCGUUUCUACGACGGCAUCUGCAAGUGGGAAGAGGGGAGUCCCACGCCCGUCCUCCACGUGGGAUGGGCCACAUUCCUGGUCCAGUCCCUCAGCCGUUUUGAUGGGAUGGUGCGGCAGAAGGUGACCCUGGCGAGUCGGGAGGUAGAAGCCAACGAGGACGAUGACCAAGGCAGCGAAGACCCCCGGGAGGGGCGCCGCAGGGGUCCGCGCCGGGAGUCCAAGCCCGAGGAGCCCCCCUUGCCCAAGAAAGUGACCGAGCGCCGGCGCCCCAGUUCCAGCCAGCGAGUGGACAGGCCUCCCCUGGAAAAGGAGGAGAGGCCCAGCAGCGGCCCCAGCCCACCUCCCGAAGGACCCGUCCUCACCUUCCAGAGCGAGAAGAUGAAGGGCAUGAAGGAGCUGCUGGUGGCAGCCAAGAUCAACUCGAGCGCCAUCAAGCUGCAGCUGACAGCUCAGUCCCAGGUGCAGCUGAAGAAGCAGAAAGCCUCGGCCCCCCGGGACUACACGCUCUCCUUCCUCAAGCGGCCUCGCAAGUCCCUCUGAGCCUGCUGGGGGCAGCAGAGCUCUGCCCUUUCCUUGAGCAGUAUCUUGGACCUGUCUAGAGUCUACCCAGGGUUACGGCUC